UCCCUGUACAGACCUCAGGAGGGAAGACAGACGUUCAACUAAAAGCCUGAAAAUAACAGACGAUGGCCUCGCUCAAGAUUUCUUUGCUUCUCUUCGUUUGUCUUGAAGGCUGUGUUCUGACUUCAACUCUUAAUGUUGAUGGCUUGCAAAAUGUUCCAGAUGCCCUGAGAGCAACUGGGGAUGUCUGCCAGGACUGCACCCAGAUAUUUGAACUCCUUGCUGACCUGUUUUCCAAUGCAGACCUCCAGAAAAAGAUCAUGGAUGGCAUUGAAAAUAUGUGUGACCACCUGCCUGGACCAGCUAGUACUGCCAAAAUCUGCAAAGAAGAGGUGGAGAAGAUGCUUCCAGUGGCCAUCAACUUCAUUACUGGUUUUGUAAAACCAGCAGAAGUCUGCAAACUCAUCGGGCUCUGUGGCUCCUGGGAAAAGCAGGAGAAGAUGCUCCACUAUUUUGUCAAGGAGACCCUUCAAGUUGCUGUGACCAGUGAAAAUGUGCAGCCCACAACACAAUGUACCUUCUGCAUUUUUCUCAUCAAGACUUUGGAGGACUUCCUGCCUAAAGAAAGGACUGAGGAUGCUUUGAUCAAGCUGCUGGAGGAGAUUUGUCAUGUUUUGCCCUCCACCUACCAAGAUCAGUGUGAAGUGGUCAUUGGCAAGUUCAGCAAAACGGUGCUGGAGGCAAUCCUGAGCUACGCCACCCCUCAGGCCAUCUGCUCUCUCAUCCAGCUGUGUAAAGGGCAAGAGGCUCCUCUUGUAGACCCAUGCACUUUGACAACAUACAGGUGCAGAGACAUGAAGACUGCCCUGAGAUGUGGCACUGUGUUCUACUGUCAGAGAUAUGCCUGGAAGCCUCUCGACACACUUUAAGAGGGUGGGACAUAAAAGUCACAGAGUCAACCUUGGUGUCCCCAUGGAUGACCCAGAUCUUUUAAAGUAACACUGCAAUUAUUUCUCUUACUGCUUGACAGCUGUGGCAUUCUGUCCAAUAGCAUUUCUUUCAAAUACUGAUUUGAAAUCUUACUGCACUUUUUGAUUUGGCAUUGCAUGUACUGUAUGCACUGAGUGAAGAAAAACAGUUAUUAGCUUGACAAAAUAUCUUGGACAAAAGGAUUAUUUGAACUUCAGGAGUAAAAGGAAUGUUUAACAGAUAUGAAAGCUCAACUGUAGGAUCAGAAAGUUGGAUGAUUAGUAUAAAAGGGAAAACUUUUCACAAAUCUCUAUUCUAUAUAUACUGUAGUUUCAUUAGCU
This is a messenger RNA of Perca flavescens (yellow perch), 1247 nucleotides long. RefSeq names its product surfactant protein Ba (gene sftpba). Bases 63 to 866 code for a protein of 267 amino acids. The record is from RefSeq and is a predicted model, not a curated record. NCBI's taxonomy places the organism in Eukaryota, Metazoa, Chordata, Actinopteri, Perciformes, Percidae. Gene Ontology annotation, cellular component: lysosome. The transcript is spliced from 10 exons. Gene Ontology annotation, biological process: sphingolipid metabolic process.